This is a messenger RNA of Pimephales promelas (fathead minnow), 2289 nucleotides long. It is a transcript of the gene htra3b, whose product is annotated as HtrA serine peptidase 3b. Gene Ontology annotation, biological process: proteolysis. NCBI's taxonomy places the organism in Eukaryota, Metazoa, Chordata, Actinopteri, Cypriniformes, Leuciscidae. Gene Ontology annotation, molecular function: protein binding; serine-type endopeptidase activity. The record is from RefSeq and is a predicted model, not a curated record. Gene Ontology annotation, cellular component: extracellular region.
UGUUGAGAUGGUCGGCAGAUGCAGAAGUAACAGCACCACACACACAUCAAGUGGCUUCACACACUGUUUUAAUCAUUUGCACGAGGAAUAUCGGAUCACCAAGAGAUCAGAUUGGCUUGGAUAAGAAAUAUUCCUCUUUCUGUGACAACCUCUUCACACUGGUUACAACUGAGCCUACAGGAACGCACACAUCUCAUCGGAAAUUCGCUUUUUGCUUUGGAAAUCUGAUGCGUAAUGGUGAUCUCCAGAGAGCUGUCUGAGAAUUAAAACGUUUUCAUUUAAAAUGCAGGUCAUUCUGUUCGUUUCGGUAGCUUUUCUUUACAUUUUAAAUGCUAUUGCGGAAACUAAACCCAAGUGCCCGGAGCGCUGUGAUGUGAGUAAGUGUCCGAGCCCGAGCUGUCCGAGCGGGUAUGUGCCGGACCGCUGUAACUGCUGUCUGGUGUGCGCACACGGAGAGGGCGAGCCGUGCGGCCGCAAGGACGAUCUGCCCUGCGGGGACGGUCUGGAGUGCAAGCACCCGUUUGGAAAGAGACUGUCCAAAGGGGUCUGUCAGUGUAGGUACAGCAGUAAAGUGUGUGGCAGUGACGGGAACACGUACGGGAACAUCUGCCAGCUGAAGGCCGUGAGCAGGAAAGCGCUGCAGCAGGGUCUGCCCGCGGUCACCAAUGCGCACAAAGGACCCUGUGAAAACAAUCAAGGUCCCACACACCCCAACAGCCCGAGGUACAGAUUCAACUUCAUUGCUGACGUGGUGGAGAAGAUCGCCCCUGCUGUGGUGCACAUUGAGCUGUUCCUAAACCACCCCCUCUUUGGUCGGACGGUUCCUCUAUCCAGUGGUUCUGGUUUUGUAAUGUCAGAGACUGGGCUGAUCGUGACUAAUGCUCAUGUGGUGUCCAGCACCACAGCUGUUUCGGGUCAUCAGCAACUCAAAGUACAGAUGCGUGAUGGAGAUGUGUAUGAGGCCACUAUCAAGGACAUCGACAAGAAGUCUGACAUUGCCACUAUCAAAAUCAACACACAGAAAAAGCUGCCCGUUUUAUUGCUGGGUCACUCUGCAGACCUGCGCCCGGGUGAGUUUGUGGUCGCUAUCGGCAGUCCGUUUGCCCUGCAGAACACAGUGACCACAGGAAUUGUCAGCACCGCACAGAGAGAUGGGAAAGAACUGGGUCUCCAUGACUCAGACAUGGACUACAUCCAGACUGAUGCCAUCAUCAACUAUGGGAACUCAGGUGGACCACUCGUUAAUUUGGAUGGAGAGGUGAUAGGAAUCAACACCCUCAAGGUAGCUGCAGGGAUCUCAUUUGCCAUUCCCUCAGACAGGAUUACUCGAUUCUUAAAUGAUUCAUUGGGAAAGCAAAACAAAGAGACAAGAUCAGUGAAGAAGCGUUUCAUUGGAAUACGAAUGCUCACCAUCACAGAAACUCUCGUGGAAGAGCUGAGGCAGCAGAAUCCCGAUUUCCCUGAUGUCAGCAGUGGGAUCUUUGUCCAUGAGGUGGUUCCUCACUCCCCUGCUCAGAAAGGGGGUAUCAGAGACGGUGACAUCAUCGUUAAGUUAAAUGGAGAGCCGCUGGUGAACACCAGCGAACUGAAGGAAGCGCUCAAUCGAGACACAACUCUCUUGCUGGAGGUGCGCAGAGGCAACGAUGACCUGCUCUUCAACAUUGAGCCUGACAUCAUCAUGCAGUGAUGUCAUCAGCUCUCAGAAUGUGAAGCAUCAAACUUUCAUCAUGUCAGUCAUGCGCUGUCAUGACCAGAGGAAUGUCUAACCAUCCUUCUGUGAAACACCGAGGACCUUGAGCUUUCGCAAUCUCAGUCAAGUCUGCCAAGAGAUUUUAUAUGAAAAGCAUUUCAUAACAGCACGCUCUCUUUGAAGCAGGUUUGAUGUGGAGAAUGAUUUGUUCAUGGCAAAUUUGAAAACUUGCAGUACUGUAUUUUGUAGAAGAAGACAAAGCUGGUGAUAUUUUUGAAGUUUGUACCAGAAACAGCCAAAAGCCAAAAAUUUUAUAUUAGAAUAUUUAAUAAACAAUUGAAAUUUACAUAAGUAACCACAUAAGCAUACUUAAUAAUAAUAAAUAAAUUAUAAUAAUGAAUAAAUAAACAAUAUUCUAAUAAAUUACAUUAAUAUUUUUUAAUAAAAAUUAUCAUUAUCAUUUUUUUAAUCUUAUAGAUGUGGAUUAAUUAAAUUUGUAUUCAUUGCUGAAACUUUAUCGUAGCACCAGUGGCAAGAAUUAAUUGCUGUGCAAGGUUGUUGUCGUUUUUUUUUUAAAUACAUUUUCUUAUAUGUUGUCA